Messenger RNA from Passer domesticus (house sparrow), 678 nucleotides. It is a transcript of the gene FKBP2, whose product is annotated as FKBP prolyl isomerase 2. The transcript has 7 exons. Gene Ontology annotation, molecular function: peptidyl-prolyl cis-trans isomerase activity. Lineage: Eukaryota; Metazoa; Chordata; Aves; Passeriformes; Passeridae. The record is from RefSeq and is a predicted model, not a curated record. Gene Ontology annotation, biological process: protein peptidyl-prolyl isomerization. The coding region runs from base 110 to 526 and encodes 138 amino acids. Gene Ontology annotation, cellular component: endoplasmic reticulum.
CGUUACCAUGGCAACCGCGCGCCGCGCCGCCAUCGCCGCCGCUUCCGCUUCCGGGGGCGGCGCCACGUGACCGGAAACGGGCGGUCACGUGACCCGGAGAAGAACCGCGAUGGCGGCGGAGUGGCUGCUGCUGGCGCUGGCGCUGGCGCUGCCCCCCGAGCGCCCCCUGGCGGCCGAGGCGCGCAAGGUGCAGAUCGGGGUCCGGAGGCGGCCGGAGAGAUGUGGGGAGAGGAGCCGGAGGGGGGACGUGCUGACCCUCCAUUAUACGGGCACGCUGGAGGACGGGACCCCCUUCGACAGCAGCCUGAGCCGGGGAGCACCGUUCGUGUUCUCACUGGGGACAGGCCAGGUCAUCAAGGGCUGGGACCAGGGCCUGCUGGGGAUGUGCGAGGGGGAGAAGAGGAAGCUCGUGAUCCCCCCGGAGCUGGGUUACGGGGACCGAGGCGCCCCCCCAAAAAUCCCAGGGGGGGCCGUGCUGAUUUUCGAGGUGGAGCUGCUGAAGAUCGAGCGGCGCCCGGAGCUUUAGGGGGCCCCAAAACCCCCAAAUUUCCCCAAAUUUCCCCCGAAUUCCCCCCAGCCCCUCCCCCCUGCCCAGCCCCGCAUUUUGGGGUCCCCCCAGGGUUUGGGGGGGGGGAGGGGGAACCCCAAAUGUUGGGGUCAAUAAAGGGUUAAACCCAA